This is a messenger RNA of Bombus terrestris (buff-tailed bumblebee), 2472 nucleotides long. RefSeq lists its product as uncharacterized. The transcript has 2 exons. The annotation marks the transcript as partial. The record is from RefSeq and is a predicted model, not a curated record. NCBI's taxonomy places the organism in Eukaryota, Metazoa, Arthropoda, Insecta, Hymenoptera, Apidae.
GUCAUACUGCGAUUUGGGUUAAGCAAGGUAGUUAGCAAAACAGUAACAGUAAGAGUGUAUAUGGUCGUUUAUUCGAAAAUGAAUAUAGUUAGCAGUGUAGAAAGUAAUAACAAAGAUGAUAAAAUUGAAACGAUUCUUAAUAUGCUAAGGAACCAAGUAGAUAAGUGUAGUACUGUAGAAGAGAAUAAGCCAUCGGAACCCGAAUUAACGACAGAUCAAAGGAUCCAACAACUGGUGAUGGAAGAGAAGCAACUGUCAACACAGUUCCAAAAGGUCAGAAAGGAACUAAGAUAUUAUGAGAGGAAGUAUGAAAAGAUGUUGAAGAAGAAAGUGAGACACAUGAAGAUACAGAUUAAAGAGGAUCUUAAGAAAUUAACAGAAAUAAAACAAAAAUACUUUGAACUAUACUCUCAGAUAGAUACAGAAUCCUCUAAAUUGGAGAAAGCGGAAGAGAAGAAGUCAGAGGACGCAAACAACUCUUUAAACGCAAAUACGCAGUCAUCUCAAUUUAAGCAAAACGAUAUACCGCUUAGUAGCAAGAUUAAAAUUAGCAUUAAGAAAAAUGAAAGCUCAUGCAGCAGUGAGAUACAUUUCGUUCACGAUAUUAAUGGGCAAAAUGCGUUUACGAAUCUAGUUGAAAUUGUAAAACCUAUGGCCUUGAACACUCGAGAAUGUAAAAUUAUCUUGCAAAAGUUAACAGAAGAGCAAAUUAGCAAGUAUAUGGAUCAAAAGAGGUUAGGUCAACCGCAAAUAGAAUACAAAGAAAUAGCGCAAGAUUGUUUACAAGAAAUGAAUAAAAGUAUCGUUUACCCAAAUUGGCACAUAAAAAUUCCAAGAUCCAUAUUUGAAGAAAGUCAGAAGGAAAGUAGAAAAUUCAUAUUUGAAGAAAGUCAGAAGGAAAGUAGAAAAUCCGUAUCUGAAGGAAGUCAGAAGGAAAAUAGAAAAUUAGUAUCUGAGGAAAGUCAGAAGGAAAGUAGAAAAUCCAUAUCCGAAGAAAAUCAGAAGGAAAGUAGAAAAUCCGAUUUGAGUGUAGCGUCUUGCUCAGGAGAAGUCAUCUAAUUAGAUUGAUACAACUGACUAUUAGUAGUAGUACUUAUGUUAUAUGUUAACCAGAAAAUGUUGUAUAUAUCAAUAUCUUCCCGAAUUUUUGUUAUUACACAACAAUACAGAUUAGUUGCAGAAAUGAUAAUAAGAAAAUAUAUUAAAAAGAUAUUGUGUAACAAAACUCUAAGCAAGUGUUGCCACAUUGAUCUUGCAUUAGUGAUGACUCCUAUGCAGUGUUUCACUCAAGGAUAAACCAAACAAAAGACACGGUCAAAAUAUGGUUACGAUAAUAAUUCAAAGAGAAAACAUGUGAAACAAUAUAAUAUUAAAAAAUAAAUUUCAUGAAUAUCAUAUUAUUCAUAAAAUAAAGUAAUCAAUGUUGUAUACUCAGUUUUAUCUAAAAAUUUGUUUAAAAUAAUUUGUUUUUUAUUUUAUUUCAUUAAUUUCAGCAGUGUUAGUACAAAGAUAUGAUAUUAAGUUCUUUUUUUAUAUUUAUUAAAAAAAACCUUAAGUAUCUUUUUAUCCAUUUACAUUUCAUUGAUAAUAAUAAUUUCAUCUUUUAUAUAAAAUUUUAAUUUUGUUAGAAAAUAUAUUUAUAAAUAUCAUAAUCUUUUCAUGCAUUCAUUUUAUUGGCUUCCAAAUUGUAAGAGAAUUAUAGAUUUAAUUGUUACAAGGUAAUAUUUUUAGUAGAAAGUAACCUUAAAAGUAAUACGUCAUUUGAAAUGUAAUGUAACAUUUUGAAUAAAACAUGACUAUAUAUAUAUAUAUAUAUAAAAUGGUACAUAAUUUACUAUGACGGUAUACACAAAUACAUAUGAAUAAAACAUGACUAUAUAUAUAUAUAUAUAAAUUAUGUACCAUUUUAUUGUCAACAUAUAAUUUUAACAAAUGGAGUUCAACCUUCUGGUGUGCUGUCUUUUUAAUAUGUAUAAAUGUGAAAUUAAAAAUGUUAAUAAUUAAAUAUUCAAAACAAAAGCACUUACUACACAUGUAAUUAUCGCAAUGUGAAGAACUUGAUAUCAGUAUUAUAAUAUAAAUAUGCAAGUUAAUAAAUAAGAUCAAUCUAGGAUGUUUUCCUUUAAUAAUAACAAUAAUAAUAAUUAUUAAAGUGCUUCUUCUAUGAAUAGUUAUAUUAUAUGAAUAGUUUUUAUGGUCUAAAAUGUCAAUUAAUAUAUAAAUAACGAUAUCUUGGUCUAACAAGUUUAUUAUGUAGAAUGUUGCUAUAAAAGGUAUAUAUACAUAUUCAUAUGCAUAUACAUAUAAAAUAUACUUUGUAUUAUCAUAAAAUAGUUGUAAAAGUAGAAUAAUAUUUAUAAAUUAUCAUAGAAAAGUACUUUAUAUUUUUAUUGUAAGAUAAUAAUAUCUUAAUUUGUGAAAAACACAUGUAACAAUAAUUUAUAAUAAUAACAUACUCAUGUAAUUCUUAAA